GUGCUACUAUUGCAUCAUGUUGAGGCUAUUCAACCUGGCUUGCAAUGAUCUUCUCCUUCAAGAAAAGAUAUGAGUGAAUUCCAGCAAUAGCAUUUAAUUGCACUUCACGACAUUCUGCAUAGAUGUGUCUGGGUAAACUGAUGAGGAAUAAACUCCCAUGUCCAUGUUGUGGACGACUCAGAUGAAACACGGGAUGCCUGGCUUUCUAUUUCCAGAUCACGCUGAGUAAGAAAUCUCAGAGCAAGCUGCUUUUAGAGCACUAUCAACGCUGCUGUGCUGAGCUCGAGUGAGAAGCCAUAAGGAAUUAGAUGAGAAGACCUUUCAAAAAUGGAUACCAGUUUGUCAGAGGAAUGUGUAAGGAUAGAUGCAGAUCCUCAGGUGACAAUGCUACAGGGUGAAGCAAUAUCAGAGGAAGAAGGCACAGAAAUCAGUGAUGAAGUGGAGGACCUAAGCAACAGUUUACGAGAGGCCGUCCAUGAUUCGACCAUCCGACCUAAGCUUCAGUGUCUGAUGAUGGACCCCUCUUUCUCCAUGGUAACCGUGCAGGGCGAAGACAGUGGCAUCCAAUGGGAGACCACCCCCAGUCGCGCCUCCACCCCUUGGGUGUCCGACGGUCGCGCCAGCUCCUUGGAGUUCUGUUCCUCCCCCACGGAGAGGUCCGCCACACCGGGGUCCGGAGUUGCAGGCAGGAUCAUCUUCAUCAUGGACGAGGCAAAGAUCAUCAGGAGGAAGAGGACCAGAGAGAGGGACGCCGGACGCAGAAGCAGGGCAGGCAGAGAGACACCCGUGGUUGACGCUGAGGACUCGGAGGGAGUCGCCGCGAGGCCAGAGCUGGUGGGGGUCUCCUUGCCCAACGUGAAAGGCGAGGGAGAAGCGGAGGAGGAGGGAGCGGUCGACCCUCGAGAAGAGAAGGAGCAGCGCCUAUUCCGGCUCGUCUCCGAGGGCUCCGAAAUCCUCAACAUCGUGGUCCCGCCAAAGCUGGCUUCGGUCGACGAGGAAGAAAGCAAAGCAAUGGAGGACAAUCUGUCAUUCCUGGAGGAGACCCCCGUGGCUAAACCCACUGACAUAGACGGCGACGAAGUGUUUGACCCUUGCAUUGACGUGACAGUGCCUGGGCAGGCACCAACAGAGCCAGGUGGGGUCCACAGCCUGGGUGUCCCUGGGGGUUCACAAGUCGCUAGGCCGGACGGGACAGAUCCACCAGGGGCUCCAGUGGCCAGACCUCCAAGGACAGGAGCCGAUAUCGACACAGACUACUUUGAAACGUUUACCUUGAUGGAUGCAGAGGCUGCCCCGGGAGCCCCGGCUGCUGUGACCCUAGAAGGGCAGGAAGAGACUGAAAAAGGGUCCGGAGGAGAGAACCAGGCAGGUAAAGAGCAAGACCAGCCCAGAGAUACCAGUGAUACUCAAGACCAGAGUGGCGCAGUGGCCAUCUUUGGCGAGGAAAUCGCCAGCGAUCAUCUGGAUGAGGUGUUCUAUGGUGGCACGGAUGACGUCGGCAGCUUUCUGGAGGGAGAGGAGGAUGGAAACCGUGACAAAAGUGCAUUCUCCAAGUCUCCUCUGAAAAAGAGCGGUUCGUCUCUGUUUGGUAGCCAGGAAGAUGUCCUCACCCCCAUCUUCCUCUCUCCGGGACCCCCUAAAAUCAUCGAUCCCGCUCUUCUGGAUGAGCCCAAGGCUAUGGCCUUCCUGUACACAGACUUGUAUGAGGAGGCAGUAGGGAGUAGGGAGAAGGAAGAGGAUGCAGAGAGCGUGGCUUCUGAAAGGUCCUUCCACAGCCGACAGUCAGACCGAGAGGCCAGGGGCUACCUAGAGAAGUUCGUCCUGAAGGACGAGACACCAGUCGAGGACAUGGAACCAGACGAGGAACGUCGCAUCAAAGAGGAAAGGCUUCAGAAGUGGUCUGAAAAUGCACACAAGCUUCUCUCACAACCCCACGAAGGAGAAACACAAGAAGACAUGCCAGAAGCAGAAGAGGAAAUAACAGAUUUUUUCAGAACGAGCGCCAGCUCCUCUCCUAGCGACGCCGAACCGUUCCCCCCGUUGUUACCGGAGGAAAACGCCACAGAACUGACCAAGGAGGAAGUGAAAGCCGAAGAAAAAAGCCUCACAAAGGCCCCGGAGGAGCCUCAGCCUCAGGUCCGCGCGUCAGGGGAAACUCUUGUGGAGGAAGGUAAGACACAACCGGCAGAUGAGCCACUCAAACCAAGCUCAGAGUCUUCCCCACAAGGGGUCGGUAAGACGAGCGUUCCUGAGGAGCCUGAGAUCCCGGCAAUCUCACAGAAGUGUAUCGCUCCAGGUCAGAAGGGUAAAGACCUCCCUAAAAAGGAAGUUCCACAAAAACAACAACCACCUUCUCAGAUUGACGGCGGCAUAACCAAUCAGAAGCCCCUGACGCUGGAAGCCCCUCCCAGACGAAAGACCACAGCUCCUAAGGCUACUCUGGACCUAACCCCUCUGUCCCCCGUAGAAACUGCGGAGGAGGGAGAGGGGGUUGAAGGGAAGGAGCAGAGGGAGGAGGAAAAAGAAAAAGCCUCGCCGGCAGAAACCGCUGACGAGGGAGAGGGGGAUGGAGAUGAGACGGAAAAGGUGGACGUGUCAUCAUCGCCCCCUGCCCCUUCCCAAGAUGCAUUGCUCCCGAUAGCAGAUAACGACGCUACAGACCAAGGGCAGGUGACUCGGACGUCGGAGACUGAGCCGGUGAAAGAUAAGGAAAGCAACCAGGAAACAGAGAACCAAGACACAGCAGAGACUGUGUCUUCUUCUCCUGAGGAGGAGAAGGUUGAGGUGGCCGAGGCUGAGGAACGAAAAGAGGAGAACUGUGACGGAGAACCGGCUGAAGGAGAUACUAGAUUAGAAACAGCAGAGAUCGAAUCGGCCGAAUCAGCUGAAACAGAGGUUGACCCAGAGAAAGGAGGGGCUGGCGUAACUGAAUCAGCUGAAACAGACUCAGGAAAUCAAUCUGUGGCCUCUAAGGCUGAGCCAGACAGACAGCAUGGACGAUGUAUCAUCCUCUAAAUAUUUUCCGAGAGAAAAUUAAGCACAAAAUCAAAUGAAAAUAAGAUUAAUCGCAAUCUAAAUUUGGUUUUCUGUUGAUCAAGUUUCUUACAGAAAAGCUAACAAUAAGUCCUCUGCCAAAACUGCUUCACUCAUACGACGCAUAUGGUACAUGUACAAAUUUGAUCUUGAUAACUAUUUGUCUGUGUUUUUAUGUUACAAUUAAAAAUAUAAUUUCCAUCAGUACAAUCAA
Hypomesus transpacificus is the source of this 3247-nucleotide messenger RNA. RefSeq names its product cardiomyopathy-associated protein 5. NCBI's taxonomy places the organism in Eukaryota, Metazoa, Chordata, Actinopteri, Osmeriformes, Osmeridae. The transcript is spliced from 2 exons. The record is from RefSeq and is a predicted model, not a curated record. The coding region runs from base 328 to 3015 and encodes 895 amino acids.